This is a messenger RNA of Saccharomyces mikatae IFO 1815, 336 nucleotides long. It is a transcript of the gene GIM4, whose product is annotated as tubulin-binding prefolding complex subunit GIM4. The record is from RefSeq and is a predicted model, not a curated record. Gene Ontology annotation, molecular function: protein folding chaperone. Gene Ontology annotation, biological process: protein folding. The transcript has 2 exons. Gene Ontology annotation, cellular component: prefoldin complex; cytoplasm. Bases 1 to 336 code for a protein of 111 amino acids. Lineage: Eukaryota; Fungi; Ascomycota; Saccharomycetes; Saccharomycetales; Saccharomycetaceae.
AUGGAGCGGAGUAACAACAUCUUUCAAUCGAAAUAUAACGAAUACAAACAAAUUCUAGAAGAUUUGCAAACAAAGAUUAUAGAGUUGGGUCAUGACAAAGAUGAACACACUAUAGUCCUCAAAACAUUGAAAGAUGCUGAACCUACAAGAAAAUGUUACAGAAUGAUAGGUGGCGCACUUGUGGAAAGUGAUGUUCAAACAAGUUUACCUAUUCUUGAAACCAAGAAGGAAAACAUAGAAGGUACAAUCAAUAAAAUGAAGGAAACUUUAAUACAAACUGCGCAAGAAUUUGAGAAAUGGAAAAAAGAAAAUAAGAUCCAAGUUGUUAGAAAUUAA